Messenger RNA from Helianthus annuus (common sunflower), 1201 nucleotides. RefSeq lists its product as uncharacterized. Lineage: Eukaryota; Viridiplantae; Streptophyta; Magnoliopsida; Asterales; Asteraceae. The record is from RefSeq and is a predicted model, not a curated record. The transcript is spliced from 11 exons. Bases 42 to 704 code for a protein of 220 amino acids.
CAUACAACCCAAUCGUAAUUCUCCACUCAUCGUCUGUCUCCAUGUCUUCUUCCAGCAGCACAUGUAUCGGAUUCAACAACACUCAAUUGCAGCUGCUGCAUCAUGUUAGGUCUAGAUUUCACACAUUGAAAGUUCCUGAUUGUUCUUCCACUCCUUUGCACUUUCAAUUUCAAUCUCAGUUGAAGCAUGAUCAAAUCACACAGUGUCUGCAACUCCGGUGUGUGCGUAGUGACGAUCCUCAUGGGUUAUCAGAUCCUCCUAGCAGCUCUAUAGAGCAAGAAGGUUCAGGGGAAUACAAUGAAAGUCAAGGGAAGUCAUCCUCAUCAUCAGAGAUAUUGGAAAAGCUUAGAAGAUAUGGUAUUUCAGGGAUACUGUCGUAUGGGUUACUGAACACUGCUUAUUAUCUAACUGCCUUUCUAGUAGCAUGGUUCUACAUAGCACCAGCACCUGCGAAAAUGGGUUAUUGGGCAGCUGUUAAAAGAUUUGUGAAAUUGAUGGCUAUGGUCUGGGCUGGAAGCCAAGUAACUAAACUUGUGAGACUUGGAGGGGCUUUGGCACUUGCACCUGUAGUUGAUAAAGGUUUGACCUGGUUCAUGGCCAAAUUCAAAUUCAAAUCACAAGCAACGGCCUUCACAGUGAUCGCCGGGUGCUGUUUUGGGCUUGCUGCUGUGAUGUUUCUUGUUGUAACAUUGCUUUCUGCGUAAACCUUAAUCGUUCUUACUUACCUUCAAGGACCACCUUCAUUGCUCUAGCGUUUUCGUCUGGGAUUUUGAAUCUUUACAAGGUUAUGGAAGAUUUUAAACCUGAUAUCGACCCCUACUGUCGCUCCUGCUUUAUUUGCUGGUAUUUUGCUGGGUUAUGUGAUGUAUGAUUGCACCCAUUACUACCUGCAUAAUGGUCAGCCAAGAAAUGAAAUCUCCAAAAGUCUCAAGAAAUACCACUUAAAUCAUCAUUUCCGAAUUCAAACAAAAGGAUUUGGGAUAACAUCAUCUCUUUGGGACAGUGUGUUUGGUACAUUGCCUCAAACCAAAUCACAUGAGAAAGAAAGGAAGCAGUGAUCAAUCAAAUCAAGAGUUGAUUAUGUGUUAGGUUUUAUCAUUUAUUAGCAGCAUGUUAGCAAUUGUUUCAUAUUUAUAUUUCAUCUCUCACCAGGCUUGUUUGGCUUCAAAUUUAAAUUUAAUUAUCAUCUUAUUAUUGUACA